GGGCAGUUCAACAACGACCGCAUGGACGGAGAGGGCACGUAUCACUUCUCAGACGGGCGUGUGUACGUGGGCGCAUGGCAGAAGGGUCACAUGUCCGGGAAGGGCUCAAUGACUUGGCCAGAUGGCUCGCGAUAUGAGGGCGAGUACAAGAACGACUUCCGACAUGGCCAGGGCACUCUUACCUGGCCGGACGGCCGCAAGUACGAGGGCCAGUGGGCCAACGGCAAGCAG
Molecule: messenger RNA, 231 nt
Organism: Symbiodinium pilosum
Lineage: Eukaryota; Dinophyceae; Suessiales; Symbiodiniaceae
Source: the annotation of a GenBank genome assembly